AUGUUGAAUUUGGCGAAAUUCCACGAGCUUUCCGUCGAGAUACAAUCUCUAAUCUUAAAAGCUUGUGAGCCCAGAGAUUUGUCAAGAUUAUCACAAGCGUCGCGUGGGAUGUAUGAAUGUACUUUGCCGAUAAUGUACCGUCAUAUAAAUCUUAGCUCUCAUCGGACUACCUCUGAUGAUCUGAUCGACUUAAGAGGCUUUGUGUAUACAUCUUCGCAACACAAAGACAAUGUGAAGCGGCAGAACGCAUUCAUCAACACGAUUCUCAGGUUGCCCACGCUAGGAAAAUUCGUUUCGAGUUUAACUUGGACCAUCUAUCCGAGGCAGUGUUCAUAUCAACAGAAAUGCGAGGAUCAUGCAAAAAUAUUGUUUUACGAAGAUUAUUUGGGACCUUUAGCAAUUAUAACACCAGCGGUAUUCCCCGAAGCUACUGUCAUUAGAAUGGGAGGUAUUAUGCCCUAUAACUAUUUCCGCGCUUGUGUUUCGACGCCUUCUAUUGUAGCUUCUUUGGAGAUGGAAAAUCUUCAAGGCCUCCUACAACCGAGAGAUGGCUUUCGCCUUUCAAAUCAUGUUUUAUUUCAUCUGCAUGUUGGCGAUCAUUUCUGGUCAAACCAGACAAGAUACAAAGAGACUAAGGAUGAGAACGGAAUUCCUGUAUUGAGACACGCCGGCCCAAUGAGAGGGCAUCUAAAGCCUCUUAUUGGAAAAUUUGUCAGUCAAGGUCUUAGAUGGUCAGAAACAAGAGAAAGAAAGCGAUAUUCCGAAAUGGCAAGUUUCAUCACAUCGGUAGCACCCACACUGGUUACUUUUGCUUUUGAACAAGGAGUGGGACUUGAACCACUUGAAAAAAGGCAAGUGGAGUCGCAUAAUCAUACAUUCAUAUUGAGCUAA
This is a messenger RNA of Botrytis sinoallii, 891 nucleotides long. RefSeq lists its product as uncharacterized. NCBI's taxonomy places the organism in Eukaryota, Fungi, Ascomycota, Leotiomycetes, Helotiales, Sclerotiniaceae. The record is from RefSeq and is a predicted model, not a curated record. The transcript is spliced from 4 exons. Bases 1 to 891 code for a protein of 296 amino acids.